CAGGAGGAGCAGGAGGAGGAGCAGGAGGAGCAGGAGGAGCAGGAGGAGGAGCAGGAGGAGCAGGAGGAGGACACCACAGAACUUUACCUUCUGUCCGAGGAUGAGCUGUCCUCUGACGGCUCACGGAGCUCCGUGGACUACGGCUUCAUCACCGCCGUGUCCUGCCUGGUCAGCGGCAUCUCCCUGGUCGCCAUCACCUACACCAUCCCCAGGGACGUGCGCGUGGACCCGGACAGCGUGUCCGCCAGGGAGAUGGAGCGCCUGGAGCGGGAGAGAGCCAGCGUGGGGGCCCAUCUGGACCGAUGCGUCAUAGCGGGACUCUGCCUGCUGACCCUGGGGGGCGUCCUGCUCUCCACGCUGCUCAUGGUCUCCAUGUGGAAGGGGGAGAUGAUGCGGAGGAAAGCCUUUGCUUACUGCAAACAUUCUGCCAACUUGUACGGAUCCAUGAGUCUUAGAGCGGGAUCCAGCUCGACCCUGGAGUCCUGCUCUACUGUCCCUGCAGCGGAGGAGGACCUGGAGGUUUUCAGCUGAAUUUAUGGACCGAAUAAAACAAGACUUUAAACUAAUUUAUUUCACUUUCAUUCAGCGCCUCUAAAAGAUGCAACAAGAAGGAAGACUUAGGCAGGGGCGGAUUAAGGAAAUGUGGGGCCCUUGGCAAAGACAGGCAGGAGGCCCUCUGAAU
Messenger RNA from Cyprinodon variegatus (sheepshead minnow), 682 nucleotides. Its product is annotated as transmembrane protein 74-like. The transcript has a single exon. The record is from RefSeq and is a predicted model, not a curated record. NCBI's taxonomy places the organism in Eukaryota, Metazoa, Chordata, Actinopteri, Cyprinodontiformes, Cyprinodontidae. The annotation marks the transcript as partial.